AUGCGAGGCCAGCUGGCAAUAUUACGGGCCGCUCAGAGAAGGCUUCAGCAGCGGCUGCUCGCCACUCUGUCGCAGAACUACGCCUUAAUCGUUUCUAUGCAGGAGCUCAAGCGCCAACUUAGCCAGCAAAAACUGGCCAAGGACGAAGAGAUUCGAAGACUCGGUCUAGAGAUAAGCGCUCUCCGUCAUCUCCGACAAUUCACUUACAUUGUCAGACCCCUCUUCUAG
This is a messenger RNA of Cordyceps fumosorosea ARSEF 2679, 228 nucleotides long. RefSeq lists its product as hypothetical. NCBI's taxonomy places the organism in Eukaryota, Fungi, Ascomycota, Sordariomycetes, Hypocreales, Cordycipitaceae. Bases 1 to 228 code for a protein of 75 amino acids. The record is from RefSeq and is a predicted model, not a curated record. The transcript has 2 exons.